This is a messenger RNA of Seminavis robusta, 564 nucleotides long. The record is from the annotation of a GenBank genome assembly. Lineage: Eukaryota; Bacillariophyta; Bacillariophyceae; Naviculales; Naviculaceae.
CCUCUAACACAAACCAACAUGACAUCCUUUGUACCCAUCGACCACUUCACCAAAACUACACUCACAGCUAUUCCCCCUGAUGAGAAACCAAACUACAACAGUCUCAAAAUCAUCCACCAAGAGCUAAAUGCCAAUGCAAUGACAAUCCCAUCCGCCCUCGGAGGAGGACAUUAUGGACACCUCGCAUUGGUGCUACAACCCAUCACCUACAACGACCUACCAAAUACCAUCCCUUGGGAAAACCCAGAACAUCCAGGUCCAGCCCCAGAUCACGGGAAGCAACUACUGGAAGCAGUUCCAGAUACAUUCACCAAAGCAUUGAAAAAUGAACUCUACGGAUAUGCCCAAGUCACCGUUAGCGCCCUCCUAGAACACCUCGACACCAAGUAUGGCAAAGUAGAUGCCGACGACCUAGUCGAUAACAUCAAGAGAAUGGAUGCAAAUUGGAGCCCCGAUCAACCCAUUGAAGAUCUCUUCAAUCAAGUCAAGGACGCUCAGAAGUUUCAGCCGACCAUGAUCCUAUUACAGAUAAAAUGGCAGUACGCGCAGCCAUCGCAAACCUAA